AUGUCGGACGGGACAUCCCCUUCGCCCGCGCAUCUGGAAACCCCUCACAAGGGCACUGGGAUGGAGGACCCCGGGGCGGAGGACAACAAUGACUCGAGCAGCGACGAGGACCACUUCUCAGAUGCCAGCGAAGGCAACUUCAAUAAAUCACGCCCACAAUCCAGCCUCGCUUCCCCUGUCCCGCGAACUCGAGUAGAACGAGUCGACGAUGAUGCCCAACACGGCGAGGUCCCCGGAACGGAGGCAUACGAGAAACGGGGACAGGAUGCAGUUCCGGACGAGCUCGAAGUCGUUCCUGAAGGCUCAUCCAGCAGAAAUCGGUCACCGGCGGGGUCGCCCGACAGGCCCUUGACCCCGGGGGAUUCGCCUAUUCCGCGAACCAUGAUCGAAAAGGUUGACCCAGAUGAGCCAAGCUACGGUGAAGUACCUGGCACAGAGGGAUAUGAGAAGCAUCGCGCGGAUGCUGUGCCAGAUGUUGUGACAACGAUCCCCGAACCUGGCAGCCACCAAUCCCCAACAUCGCCUAGUCACGAUGAUGCCGCAAGCCCACCGAUUCCCGAAACACACUUGUCACGAGUGGACACUAUGCCCACCGAGGAAGAGCUCCCAUCACGACCGCAGGCUCACCACCAAAGAUCCCCCAGCGAUGCCCAGCCGGAUAGGGUAGAAACAGUCCCAGACGUCCCAGAUUCACAAGCCUUAUCAACGGGUACCACACUGCCGAGUCGCGGACGACGAAAGUCGUCAGUGAGGAGCAACGCGGUUGGAGACGAUGGAGCCGCCGACGAUUUUGAUGACUUCGUAGAGGAGCAGGAUGACAUGGGAGAUGAUGACUUUGGAGACUUCGACGACGGUUUCCAAGAGCCCAGCGUGGCGGAGGGCAACAUAACGCCCCAAGCACCUCGCACGCCCCCUUCGGUUCCUCCUCUUACAGAGCUCGCCGACUUCAAAUCCACCUCCGAACUCCUCAAUUCUCUGACCAGCACUCUCGACAGCCUCUUCCCCGCCUCCCAAGACCUCAGCUCUCUGCCGCCAGUUGAACCAAUCCCCGACUCCGCCGCCAUCUUCAGCACCGAACGGUCACUUUCACUAUGGUCGCAACUCGUAGCGCCCCCGCCUCUACAGCCGCAGAACUGGGUCAAAUCCCGCAUCCGCCGACUCUUCCUAGUCUCAUUAGGCGUCCCAGUCGACCUAGACGAGAUCCUCCCCGCCUCCAAACAGAAAAAGCUCGUUCUCCCAUCCAUCGAUCUGGACGGACGAUCCCGCAGUCGUGCUCGCAAAGAAGGGGAAACUUCCCCAACCGACACCGACAGCCCGAGGACGUCAACGGGGCAAGCCGGUGCCGGUGCUCGGCAGAAAACAUCCCGUCGCCGUGCACCUACUCCCCCGCCAGAUUUGGAUCUGUCGGCUGUGGGCCGCUUGUGCGCUACUACCGAUGCUGCGCUGGGCGGUUUGACUGAUCAAGAGCUGAAGCUUCAUAUCAGUGAGCUGGAGCAGCUCACGCAGCGGGCCAGCGCUGUGCUCGAGUUCUGGCUGAAGCGCAGGGAUGGCCUGGUGGGUGAAAAGGAGGCUUUUGAGGGCGUCAUUGAGAACCUUGUCAGCCACGUUCGGCGCGUGCGGAAGUAG
Messenger RNA from Penicillium riverlandense, 1626 nucleotides. Its product is annotated as DUF5102 domain-containing protein. The transcript has 4 exons. The record is from RefSeq and is a predicted model, not a curated record. NCBI's taxonomy places the organism in Eukaryota, Fungi, Ascomycota, Eurotiomycetes, Eurotiales, Aspergillaceae. Bases 1 to 1626 code for a protein of 541 amino acids.